GUUUACUGCAAAGCAAGAUGAUGCUAUUAUGAUGUCAUGAUGAGGUAGCUACGUAUUGUACAUGUAGCUCAGAGCCUCAGACAGCUCCGUCAGACAGAGCAUGAGCUUGUAAUUGUGUUUCCAAGAAUCGAAUCCAAGUACACUCACUUCCACAUACCGAUUACCAGUAUUGGCAAUGGCAGUAACAAUAACAUGCGUAGAUGUAGAUUGUAGGUCUACAGAAUGAUCAUAGCUUUGUACAGUAGAGUCUACACUGACACUGAUAGUGAUAGUCUGUGCAGCCAGCAGUGCACUUCACUUGUACUUGAGGAACUGAGCUGUCUGAGCCUGAUCUGAGGUUCGUAGAGUUGACAACCGAAUUUUAUUUUAUACAUGAAUGCGAUUCAAGACAAUGGCAUAAAAAUUGAUCUUCUGCUUUUAAAAUGUAUCACUGGUACUGGUAUUAAAAAAUAUGGUAUACUUCAGUCAGUCGUUGGCCAAGCUUGGUAGUCGAUAGAAAUGGCUUCUCUCAAGUGCAAUGGCUGUGACUCAUCGAGCACAGCUCUAAAAUUUGUCUCUUGCCUGCACACGCUGUGCGAAACCUGUCUGCAGAACAGCAUUUCGUUUGACGGAUCAAUCAAAUGUCCGAAAUGUUUGUCCAUCACCGCGCUGCCUGUAGGCGUUGAGCCAUUGCGAUCGCUUCCUAAUGUUGUGCGCCGGGGAGAAUCUGUGGCGGGAGACGAGACGCAGGGGCAGCCCGUGUGUGAAGAGUGUGGAGAUGAUACCAUCGCCACCAGCGGGUGUGAGAACUGCCAGGUGAAAAUGUGCGAUGUUCAUGCUGGUGCUCAUCCAAUAUUCAAAGCCACCAAGGGACAUAUCGUCAAGCCAUUAUCGGUAUCUCAAGUGGAGCAAGCCUCGUCUUCUGCAGGAUCGACCAGCAGAUCUGCUACGAAGCACAGGUGUGUACUGCAUACAAGUGAGUUUAUUAAUGGAUUCUGCGUUCAGUGUAACCAGCUGCUGUGCCCAAAGUGCAAACAGGCACAUUCCCACAAGAGAGACCAUCAAGUCUUGGACAUUGCCCGUGCUGGUCAGAAGACUCGGGAUCUGCUAGCAGAUAAGCUUGGCAGCAGUUCAUCAACAUGUGAUGGGAUCAUAAGCCAAGCAUUGAGCAAUGUUCAAACAAACAUUCAGAAGCUCAAUGACCAAACAGAGCAGGCUUCAGCAAAAGUCAACCAAUUCUUCAAACUGCUCAUCGAGGCAGUUGAGAAGCGCCAAAAUGAUCUCCUUGCAGAGCUGGAUGACAUACGAUCCAAAAAGACGCUGUCAUUGGAGAAACAACAAUGUCGACUUCAGGAGUGUCUAUCUCAAGCGGAGAGCGCAUCGGAUAUUGUGAAGUCAUUCACUAACGAUGUUGAGCUGCUCCGUAUAUGGACAUGGGUCGACGAGUCAUUGAACAAAGUGAUGCGAACCGCUGAAGAAGAUAAAGUGCCAUGUGUGUCCAGUGGACUUGUGUUUGCCAGCACUGACAUCACACAACUACUGAAUGACAUUGGCAAGUCUGGUGCUGUACUGGAUGUAGCUGAUCACGCCGUACUGGAUUGUCCAGACAAAUCCAUGACUCAUGAUGAUGUUAUACUUACUGUUUGCAUGACGUCAUCACCUGAUGCUGUCCCUGCCAGUGCUACCACUACUCCUUCAUACAGUGUCAGUCAGGAUCACCUCGACAACAUCGGAUUGGAGAUUUCCGUAUGCAAUCUUGACGUGGACGACUUUCCAUCUGUUCGUACUCGCUGUGAAUCAUUACCUGGCCGUGUAGAGAUUGGACAUGAUCGAUUGGCAGCUGGUCGCUACAGUGUAUCGGCUAUGAUCGGCAACAGGCACAUUCAAGGCAGUCCACAGCAACUCAUAGUAGCAUCUACUCCCAUUCGGCCACUGUUUGAUAACAGUCGAUGUGGUAGUGGGUUGAAGAUCACCAAUGAUGGUCGCACACUGAGUAAGGGCGGUGGUAGUUGGUCAUCAGCAUGUACCACACCUAUGGUGACCGAUACUGGUAGCAGUACACUGAAGGUGACGAUUGACAAGACUGGAUAUGGUGACAUCUUCCUCUCUGCCUGUUCAUCCAGUAAUCCAAAGCUGGAACAAUACCAACAGGAAAAGUCACAGUGUUUUGGUUGGAAUAGCCGUAGGUAUGAUGCAGGCCACCAUACCGGCACAGCCCUUGAUCGACGCUGGCAAACUGGUGACAUCAUUCUUCUCACCGUUGAUCAUGAUCGUCACACUCUCACUGGUAGACACGAGAGAACGGGCGCCACAGAAACCAUCCCGAACGUCACAGGUAACCUGUACUGGAUUGUUGCACUCGACGACUUAGGUGACCAAGUAUCACUGGAGUGACAAUUGAAAUAUACUUUGGAACAGUUUGCGGAUCAUUGCAAGAAACAUCCAAUCCAUCGCCAUGUGGGAUGGACACAAAAUGUUUUGACAGAAAAUAGCUCCUACUUUUGAUUGCUCAGAUGACGAUUGUUUGCGUCUUUCUCAAGCUAAGCUUUCUUUUCUAAUAUGUUGGUUGCUACUGCGGCUGAUAAUGCCUGCUUGAAUUCUACUAUCUCUUGUUGAUUUGUUGUCAUUGUUUUAGGGACAGUGUUUCCGUUCAAACGAAUCGACGUCCCUUUUUUUCUUGUGGCAGAAGUGUUAACCUUUUUGAUAGUUUGUGUUGUAAGACUUAUAUUGCGUUUAUUUUGGUCAUGAGACAAUUACGUUUUGCAAAUAGAAUCAUGGAGGCAUCACAUUUCCUGUAAUGCAUGCACUGAUCUGUCGUCACGACUGUAAUUGCAUAGUUUCUUCGUAUUUUUGGCGCCUACAUAUUUUCAUGUUUUGCUCAUCAGCUUCUGGUCCAUUCA
Sycon ciliatum is the source of this 2879-nucleotide messenger RNA. Its product is annotated as E3 ubiquitin-protein ligase TRIM71-like. Gene Ontology annotation, molecular function: zinc ion binding. The transcript has a single exon. NCBI's taxonomy places the organism in Eukaryota, Metazoa, Porifera, Calcarea, Leucosolenida, Sycettidae. The record is from RefSeq and is a predicted model, not a curated record. The coding region runs from base 499 to 2373 and encodes 624 amino acids.